Racocetra persica is the source of this 581-nucleotide messenger RNA. The record is from the annotation of a GenBank genome assembly. Lineage: Eukaryota; Fungi; Glomeromycota; Glomeromycetes; Diversisporales; Gigasporaceae.
AUGAUUCAAAUUCCUCCUAACGAGUUACAUAUUCAAAUCUUGAAAUAUGUUGUCACUGAAACAAAUUUUGAGAAAUUUUGUGCUUUACGAACUGUUUGCAAAAAGUGGAACUCAUUUGUUCCUUUGGUAAUAUACGAAGCUGUUAUCUAUAAAUUAAGUUCUGGCUUAAAACUUAAGUUAACAUGUGAUGAAAAGAAUAAAAUAGUGUGGUCUAAAAAAUUAUCACCAACCUAUUGCGAUUCUACAAAGGCUUUUACAUUCUUAUUCGAUCAAACUGAAGACACUUCUAUUUUUAACUGUUAUCAAGAAAGCCCUAAAGAUUUUAUACUUACAGCAUACCUGGAAAAAAGUGAAGAUGUAUUGUUUCCACUUGAGCUUGGAGCUAAGUUCAAAGGCCCUGCUUCACCUCAGGUUAUAAAUGAUGAUAUAUUUAAAUAUGAAUUCGAUUGUCAAAAUAACCUGUGCUUUAAAUGGGAAACUAAAGUUGAAGAGGGUAAUGUCAUAAACCACAUAAGACUUUAUAGUUUCACCAUUGCAGCCUGGAAGCUCUGCUAUAUUUUGGAUUGUCUCGUAUAUAAUAG